This is a messenger RNA of Chelonoidis abingdonii (Abingdon island giant tortoise), 6736 nucleotides long. Lineage: Eukaryota; Metazoa; Chordata; Testudines; Testudinidae. The record is from RefSeq and is a predicted model, not a curated record.
GACACCCCACCCCCAACAAUCUCUGGCCCCGAAAGCGCCGAGCCAGCUCCGGGAAAGCGAACACCCCGGGCCGGGACAAGGACCGAGCCUCCCGGGCAGAGGGGAGGGGAGAGAGGGAAGAAGGGAGAGAACAAAUGUCAGGAGGAAUCAAUACACCCAUUCAGGGCAAGAUUUUCAAAAGUGCUCAACUGCCAACACCUCCCCAUAGAGAACAACGGAGAAUGCCCCCUAUGGAGAACAAUGAAGAGUGCCCCCUCCCCAUGGAGAAUAGUGAGAGUUGCUGAGGGCUGAGCUCUUGAAAAUCUUACAGAGAACUGAACAAAGGAUAGACGGUCUGAGGCUGUGGCUUUGCUGCCAACGUAGGGGAUGUUUUUACAGCGGGAGAUAGCUAACACCGUUUUGUUUUCCUGCUGUAAAAUCUUAGUGGAGAAAUUACUCUAAUUUUUACCACGAUGUAGCUAAGCAAGGACAUACCCAGGAGUGGAGAGGGGGUAUAGUGUUGAACCUGGUAAAAAUCUGUCUGUAUCCUGUCUCCACUGGCAUUUUACCAAGAAUUGGCUGUCAUUUGUUAAUCUUGUAAAAAAAACUGAAACAAAACCCCUCUUCUGGCAUUAGAUACAGCAUACUAAAGGCAGUGGAGAGGUUCCCAGCUCCCACCUGCAGCAUCCCUGGGCAGAUUCAUUUUCCUGGGAACAGGGCAAGGAGCAGAGAGAGAGAAGGCCAGCUCCUGACAAUGCCAAGGAGUAUCCCCCAAAGCUGCUCCUUUGAUUCUGCUUUUUAUGAAGAUGAUUAUUGUUCCUUUCAGGCACACAAAAGUAGCCUGGGCUUUUUGCAGAAAGAAGUGUAUGCAUAUAGUCCACAGCAAAUUCAUAUAUUCUACGGCCAGAAGGGACCAUUUUGAUCAUCUAGGCUGAUCUCUUUAAACACAGAGCACAGGCAAUGACUCAUCUAUGGAUUCUCUCUCUAUCCCAGCUGUGAGUGAGAAGAAGGAGAACAGUCUGAGAUGGAGGAACCAUACAAGAUGUCUCUAACAAGAUCCAAAGGCAAUGUUUCUGAGAGCCCCGAGCAGGAAAAAUCCCCUAGGAGUUCAGCUGAAUCAGAAGCACAGCAGCAAAACACUCCAGAGGAAAGUAAAUCUGCUCACAGUGGACGAGGUGUGAGGAAGCGCAAAGGCACCAUCGUCCGCCGGAGAACAUUCAUGGGGGAGAGGCCCAACAUCUGCAUUGAGUGCGGGAAAAGCUUCCUUCAGAGCUCAGACCUUAUUAACCAUCGGCGAAUCCACACGGGGGAGAAACCCUAUAAAUGCAUUGACUGCGGGAAAAGCUUCAGCAUCAGCUCAAACCUCAUCCGACACCAGAGAACCCACACGGGAGAGAAACCCUAUAACUGCCCCGACUGUGGGAAAAACUUCACGGACAAGUCGACCCUGACCCAGCACCAGCGGGUCCAUACGGGUGAAAAGCCCUAUAAAUGCAUUGACUGUGGGAAGAGCUUCAGCCGCAGCUCCCACCACAAGAGGCAUCUGAGGAGCCCUCCAGGGAAGAGACAGAGCAAAUGCACCCACCGGGAAAGUACUGCUGUUGGGAAGGUCAAAGAAACCAAAGCAUCAAAGAAGAGAACCUCGACCGUUGAGAUCUCCAACACUUGUGCUGAAUGCUGGCAAAGCUUCAGCCAGAACUCGGACCUGGUCAAACACAUGAGAAUCCACACAGGAGAGAAACCCUAUGAGUGUCCCGACUGCGGAAAAAGAUUCAAUGUCAGUUCAAACCUGAUCAGACACCAGAGGAUCCACACAGGAGAGAAACCCUACACGUGCUCUGACUGCGGGAAAAGCUUCACUGACAAAUCCACUCUGACCCAACACUACCGGAUUCACACGGGAGAAAAACCCUAUAUAUGCACUUAUUGUGGGAAAAGCUUUAGUCACAGCUCCCACCACAAAAGACAUGAAAAAAUCCAUAAGGGAAGGAACUCGGUGUCCUUCCUGCCAUUGUGGCCCUACCCCACUCAAACUUUCGUGGUUAUGGGAGCUGAAUCAUUAUCCAGGGAAGCAAAUACACUGAAGAUGUCACCCAGAAAAUCCAAGAGGACUCUGAGCCAGAGCUCUGAGCAGGACAAACCCGGUGAGAGCCAGUGCAGGCCAGAGGAGCUAGAGGCCAUGGAGAAGAGACCAGUGAAACUCAUCCAAGGAAUUAAGAAGCGAAAGGAUUUUGUGGUGCACCAGGGAACCCAGACAGAGGAGAGCCCCAAUAUCUGCAUUGAGUGUGGGAAAAGCUUUACCCAGAACUCCAGCCUCAUCAACCAUCGUAGAACCCACACGGAUGAGAAGCCCUACAAAUGCCCUGACUGUGGGAAAUGUUUCGGCGUCAGCUCCAGCCUCAGCCGGCACCAGCGCAUUCACACAGGCGAGAAGCCCUACGCCUGCCCUGACUGCGGGAAGAGCUUCAGUGACAAGUCCAACCUAACCCAGCACCAGCGUGUCCACACGGGUGAGAAGCCCUACAAGUGUAUUGACUGCGGGAAGAGCUUCAGCCGCAGCUCCCACAAGAAGAAGCACCUGCGGCACCUGAUGGGCAAGAGGCCAGGCAAGUGCUCAUCACCGCAACAGCGUGAGGGUGCUGUGGGGAAGGCCAAGGCCAGAAGAAAGGUGGAGGUGCUGAACACGUGCACCGAGUGCUGGCAGAGCUUCAGCCAGAAUGCUGAUCUCAUCAAGCACAUGAGGAUCCACACUGGCGAGAAGCCCUUCAAAUGUACUGACUGUGGGAAGAGCUUCAGCGUCAGCUCCAACCUCUUCCGGCACCAGCGCAUCCACACCGGGGAGAAACCCUACACGUGCUCUGACUGUGGGAAAAGCUUCACUGACAAGUCUACCCUGACCCAGCACCAGCGCAUCCACACAGGCGAGAAACCCUACAUCUGCACCUUCUGUGGGAAGGGCUUCAGCCACAGCUCCCACCACAAGAGACAUGAGAAAAUCCACAAGGGCGAGAAUCCGCUACUGACCUUCCCCACCCAGACAUUCCAACCUGAAAUGUCACCCAAAAAGUCCAAGGGGAAUGUGGCCAAGACCCUGGAGAAGAAGAAGCCCAAGAACAAGCGUAAGUCAGAGAAGCCAAAGCGCAGCCCCCCGGAGGAGGAGACCCUGGUCUACCAGCCGCUGCCCAAGGGUGACAGGCCCAACCUGUGCUCUGAGUGUGGGAAGAGCUUCCUGCACAGCUCCGAUCUGGUGAACCACCAGCGCAUCCACACUGGUGAUAAGCCUUUCAUCUGCACUGAUUGUGGCAAGAGCUUCCGGCAGAGCUCCACACUCAUCACCCACCAGCGCAUCCACACCGGCGAGACCCCCUACGAGUGCAGCUACUGCGGGAAGAGCUUCCGCGUCAGCUCCAACUUCGUGCGGCACCAGCGCAUCCACACGGGCGAGAAGCCCUACAAGUGCCCCAUCUGCGGGAAGAGCUUCACAGACAAGUCAACCCUGACCCAGCACCAGCGUACCCACACCGGCGAGAAGCCCUACAAAUGCGCUGACUGUGGAAAGAGCUUCAGCCGUAGCUCCCACCGCAAGCGGCACCUGCGGAACCCACCCGCCAAAGGCCGGAGCAAGUGCUCCCACCGGAGCGGGGAGGCUGCCGUGGCCAAGGCCAAGGAGAUCAAGGUCAAAAAGCGGACGCCGACCAUCGAAAUUCCCAACACAUGCACUGAGUGCUGGCAGAGCUUCAGCCAGAACUCAGACCUGGUCAAACACAUGCGGAUCCACACAGGAGAGAAACCCUUCAAAUGCACUCACUGCGGGAAGCGCUUCAGCGUCAGCUCCAACCUGACCCGGCACCAGCGCAUCCACACUGGGGAGAAACCCUACAAGUGCCCCGACUGCGGGAAGAGCUUCACUGACAAAUCCACCCUGACCCAGCACCAGCGCAUCCAUACGGGUGAGAAGCCCUACAUCUGCAUCUACUGUGGGAAGAGCUUCAGCCGCAGCUCCCACCAUAAGAGACACGAGAGAACCCACUCCGGCGAGAACCCUGACACCUUCCUGCCCUUGUGGCACUACCCCAGCCAGAACUUCCUCCUGGGGCAGCCCCGGCCUCUGCCGCCACCAGCCCCUGAGCCGGGGCCUGCAGCAGGUGAGCACAAGCAGGAAACAUCUUCAUUCACAUGUGCUGGUAAAAAAGCAACUCAUGACAAGAUGCCUCCCAAGCAAUCCAAAGGAAAUGUUUCACAGGGACUGAACCAGAAAAAGUCCCUCAAGAAUCAGAGGAAGUUGGAGAAGCUACAGAAGAGCUCUCUUGUGCAGAGAGAGAGUAAAUCAGCCAUCCGUGGGAGAGCUGUGAGGAAGAGCAAAGACACCAUUAUCUGCCAGAGAACAUACACAGAGGAGAAGCCCAACAUCUGCAUUGAGUGUGGGAAAAGUUUCACCCAGAGCUCAGACCUUAUGAACCAUCAGAGAACUCACACAGGGGAGAAACCCUAUAAAUGCAUUGACUGUGGGAAGAGCUUCAGCAUCAGCUCAAACCUGAGUCGACACCAGAGAACCCACACAGAGGAGAAGCCCUAUCCCUGCACUGACUGUGGGAAAAGCUUCACAGACAAGUCCACCCUGACCCAACACCAACGCAUCCACACAGGUGAGAAGCCCUAUAAAUGCAUUGACUGUGGGAAGAGCUUCAGCCGCAGCUCCCACCACAAGAGGCAUCUGAGGAGCCCUCCAGGGAAGAGGCAGGACAAAUGCACCCACUGGGAAAGCGCCACUGUUGGGAAGGUGAAAGAAACUAAAGUGUCUAAGAAGAAAAGCCCAACCAUUGAGAUCCCCAACACAUGUGCCGAGUGCUGGCAAAGCUUCAGCCAGAACUCGGACCUGGUCAAACACAUGAGGAUCCACACAGGAGAGAAACCCUAUGAGUGUCCUGAUUGUGGAAAAAGAUUCAAUGUCAGUUCAAACCUGAUCAGACACCAGAGGAUCCACACAGGAGAGAAACCCUACACGUGCUCUGACUGUGGGAAAAGCUUCACUGAUAAAUCCACUCUGACCCAGCACCACCGGAUCCACACAGGAGAGAAACCCUACAUAUGCACAUACUGCGGGAAAAGCUUCAGCCGCAGCUCCCACCACAAGAGACAUGAGCGAACCCACACUGGGGAAAACCCUGUGUCCUUUCUGCCCUUGUGGCCCUACCCCACCCAGACAUACUGAAAUGAUCCCAUUGGUUCUGGGCAUGGGAGCUGAGGGCCCAGGAACUAAGUGGGAGAUUUUCCAAAGCCCCAUCAUGAUUCAGUAGCACAGUCCCCAUCAGCUUCCAAUAAGAUGUAAGGUCCGCUGUGCUUGCAUUACUUCUGGGCAUGAGACCUAGGUUCCUAAAUCAGUUAGGUGUUGCAGUGCCGCAUAGAGUAAAGUCUUGACAACUGUAAGAAUUUGGGUCUGAAAUCCCACCUAGAAUGAAAGGAGCUCUGUGAGGGGUUUUUAGCAUUAGAGCAUUAGAAAGUAAACUACUCAAAUUCCAUUAGGAUUAUUUGUAUUGUGGUAGUGCCUAGCAGCCCCAGUCAUGGACAAGGAACCACAAUGCUAGGUGCUGUACAAACACAGAACAGAAAGAUGGUCUCUACCCCACAGAAUCAACAGGAUCUGGGUGCCUAACUCACUUAGACCCCAUGAACAUCCACAGUUUCAUAGAGUUUAGGGCCAGAGAGGACAAUUAGAUCAUCUAGUCUGACCUCCUGUAUAUCACAGGCCAUGAGUCUCACUCAAAUACUGCUAUAUCAAGCCUAAUUACUUUAGUUAAACUAAAAUGUUUCAGUGCUUAAAAGGCUAAACUGUUGUGAGCCAGAGUAGAGAACAGGAAAGAGCAAGGGGCCCCUGUGAUGGCUGGGAAUUGAUUAGGUGAGAGAUGCUGGGAUGAUUCCCAGCAGGCAGUUCAUACCCCAUGCUGUGGAGGAAUUCAAAAAACCCCAAGAUCUCUGCACCUGGGGGAAAAUUCUUACCCAACCCCAAAUCUGGUGAUCAGUCUGACCCUGGGCAAGUGAGCAAAAUCUACCAGUCAGGCAUCUAGAAAAACAAUUCUCUGAACCACUUCAGAGCAUUGGCUUUACCUCAUCCUGGGUCUGAUGCUUCAGAGAAAGAUGAAAAAGAAACCCAGAUACAUCUGGCCAAUGGUGCAUUGGAAAAAAAAUUCCUGUUCCCUGCAAGGGGAGCGUCUGAAGCCCUGAAGCAUGAGAUCUGAUUAUUGUCAUUACAUAGUACAGCCAGUGUGCAGGGAAGAGUGGGAUAAAAAGCCUGUUCUUUGGAACACAUCUUUCAGCAGGGAACUACUUCUUAGAAGAAUUUAUUUGAUUUUAUGUGAUCAUUGGCCUGUAUGGAUGAGUUGAGGUGGACAGUAGAGCCCUGUUUCCAGCCGAGCUGGUGUGUACAACAUGAUUGGAUACCCCAGAACUGGCACUCACUGGUCCCCUUGCACAGUGUCAGCAGGGAAGGCAAGCACUCAGGAAGCUCAGCAGAUCUGAACUCCCCUGACUUCAGCAGGAGCUAUGAAAUCUGGGCUCAGUCUGGGUUUACCUGCACUUCCACUACCUGUGGUGAGGAUAUGAAGGGGCUGUUGAGCCCGGCUCCUCUCCCCGGCACUGAUCCCCAUCUCUUGUGCAGUUGGUCAGUUCUGACACAGAUCCAGCGGAUCUCCUUGUGCUGAUAAUAUUCAGAAAAGGGAGUUUCUCACUCCUACUUUCCUGUGUAAAUAGCCCUCCCCCC